Dermochelys coriacea (leatherback sea turtle) is the source of this 2526-nucleotide messenger RNA. RefSeq names its product ceramide kinase-like. Gene Ontology annotation, molecular function: kinase activity. The record is from RefSeq and is a predicted model, not a curated record. The coding region runs from base 207 to 1775 and encodes 522 amino acids. Lineage: Eukaryota; Metazoa; Chordata; Testudines; Dermochelyidae. The transcript has 13 exons.
AAGUUAAAACACCCGGAGCCUGGAUCUAGCUGCAGCGCCUUUGCCAGACCCUCUAGUGCCCGUGGACUCGGAGCCGAUCCCCCCGAACCGAACCCCCUGCCUGUGGACCCGGACCCGAUCCUGUUUGACAGCUGUAGCCCUGAACCCUCCUAGAACCGAAUUGGCUACCCCUGACUACCCCGACCCCCGCCCGAUCCCUCCCCGCCAUGGGAGACCCCUUCCACCUCUCCCUGCUGCGCACUCCGCGCGGCCGAUUCCGCGUCUCACUGCCCCCAGGGGGUGAGUUCCUGCUGGGGACCCCAGAGCCACUGAGUCCGGGCGCAGCUGGCCAAAGCUUCUGCAUCCCUAUCACCGAGAUGGUCGGGGUGCAGCUGGGCGGGUCUGGCUCCUCCCCCACAGUGGAGGGAAACCAGUUCACAGUUUUCUUCGUGCAGCGGGAGAAGCGACAGCGCUGGAGCCUGGGCUCCCUGGAGUUCACUGUGGCCCCUGGCUCGGGGCUGGCCCCACGCUGGAUCGAUGCCCUGCAGCGGAGCAUCCAGCUGCAUGCAGGUGUCACACGCCCCAAGAAGCUUCUCGUCUUCGUGAACCCCAUGGGGGGGCGGUGUCGCGCAGGUGAGAUUUACCGGGACCAGGUGGCCGGGCUCUUUGCCCUGGCAGGGAUCCAGACAGAAGUCAUAGAGACCCAGCGACCCCACGAGGCCAGAGAGCUCAUCCUGCAGCAAGACCUGGGCGACCUGGAUGGGCUGGUUUGCGUCGGGGGUGAUGGGACGUUUAACGAGCUGAUGCAUGCACUCAUCUCCCGGACACAGAGGAAGGCUGGGAUUCCUGAGGACAACCCUACUGCCAUGCUCCUGCCCCCCAGACUCCGCAUCGGCAUCAUCCCUGCAGGCUCCACGGACUGCAUCUGCUUCGCCACGGUUGGGACCAAUGACCCCGUCACCUCUGCCCUGCACAUCAUCAUUGGGGACAGCCAGCCCCUGGACGUGUGCAGCGUCCACCACCAUGAGCGGCUGCUGCGGUACGCGGUCUCGCUGGUGGGCUACGGCUUCUAUGGGGAUGUGGUGAGCGACAGUGAGCGGCACCGCUGGAUGGGCCCGAUGCGCUAUGACUUCUCAGGGUUCAAGGCUGUGCUGUGUAACCGCAGCUACGAGGGCACCGUGGAGUUCCUGAUGGCGCGGGGCACUGAGGCCAAUCCCCGGGACCAGACGCGCUGCAGGGCAGGCUGCCUUGUCUGCUCCGAGUCCAGUCACCAGCUCCUGCGGGGGAGUGAGGAGGAGAAGCUGCCACAGCAGGAAAGCACUGGGGCUGCUGUCAGUGAGUGGCAGCGGGAGCAGGGCCGUUUUCUGGCCAUUAACUUGACCUGCAUGAGCAGCGCCUGCCCCAAGAGCCCCGACGGCCUUUCGCCCAGUGCCCACCUGGCCGACGGCACAGCUGACCUCAUCCUGGUGCGCGAGUGCUCAGCUCUGGGCUUCCUGCGUCACCUGAGUCGACACAUGGACCAUCGGGACCAGUUUGACCUGCCCUUCGUGAGCGUACACCGGGUGCGGGCCCUGCGCUUUACACCCAAGCAGCUGGAGGACAGCGAGGAGGGGGAGCGGCCUGGCUGCAGGGGGUGGAAGGGGCUUCUAGGGGGGCUGUGCUGGGGGGAGCAGCCACUGAGCUCCUGGAGCUGUGAUGGGGAGACCCUGCCCCAUGCCGACAUCAGUGUCAGGGUGCAUGGGCAGCUCAUCCACCUGUUUGCCCGGGGCAUCGAGCAGGGGAUGGGCCUGGUUUAGGGGCUGCCUGGAGCUGUGUCCUGUGAGAGGGCUGUGCCCUCGCCCAUCAGCGGAGACCAAGAGCCCUGCAGGGUGACAGACACUGUGGUCUGUGGGACAGCCGCAUGUCAGAGCCCUCUGUUUGCUCCUUGACCCCCAGAAGGAGUUGUGCCAUACUGGGUUGGCCGUGGGGGUCGAACCAUCCCUGCCUGGCUGGCUCCGAGGUGGGGUGGGGACAGGAGCAGAACUCACAGACCUCUGCAGCAACCUGGGGGCUCAGGCUGCCCCCGCCCUGCAGCCUGACUGGACAGUAGCCACCACUGUGGACGCUGUUUAACCAGGGCCACAUCUACACUAACUUACAUUGGCAUGAAGCCACUGCAGUGAUCAUACUCCGUGUAGUGGCGUGGUUACGUCAGCAGGAGCCAAAGUUCAGUUUUGACACUUUCAGUUAGGUCAAUGUAAGUGGCCUUGGGUUGACCUAACGCUGUAGUGUAGCCCAGACCCCGGGGGGAAGCGGGACCAGAUAUAAUGAAGCUGGGGGAGUGGGCACAAUGGGGGGCAAGUAGAGAACUCUGGGGGGCUUCUGAAAAAGCAGCUCAGUCACAAAUAAAGGGAGAACAGGUCCCGCUUGGCUGUGUUUGAUUUCCACCAGGGGUGGGGAUCAGGGGCAUCCAGUGCCUUUGUGGUGGGGGUGGGCAGCAAGACAUGCCUCGACAGGCUGUGGGGGGGGGUGGGCACUGUGCAUGGAUGGAGACUGGCCUCUGAUUUA